AAAUAUCAAAAGAAUAUUUACAAGCCAAAGGAUACGGAGAAGAGCGGGUUAGCGCACCGGAAAGUUUUUCAUGCUGCACAAACCAAGAGGACCCACCCUGGUGAGAGGCGUUGGAUGGGAAACAGUAGGCUGAGAGCCCUGGAGAUGAGGCUGACAAGCUGAUCAUUGUGUUAAAGUUGGAUGAAGAGGGUUGGGUGUGGAUAACCGUUGUGAAUUUGAGAUCAGGGCAUGGCCGGCAAGCCAUUCCGGGCCACCUACAUCUGGAGCAGCAUCAUCGCCAACCUCCAGCAGCGGGUCGAGGUCAAGCGCCGCCGCCACAACCUCAGAACCUACCAUGACUGUUUCCUGGGGUCGGAGGCCGUCGAUGUGGUGCUGGCUCACGUCAUCCAGUCACGUUUCUGCGGCGACGCCGAGGUGCCCCGCUCCAAGGCUGUACGCCUGUGCCAGGCCCUGAUGGACUCGCGGGUGUUCGAGGCAGUGGGCACCAAGGUGUUUCGGAAUAAGGACAAGAGUCGUGCCACCUUUGAAGACAGUAGCUGUAGUCUGUACCGGUUCCUCCCGGUUCCAUUCAGUGGCACUACCGUAACCAGCUCCCACUUGACCAGCGGCAAUACCAUCAACUGCCGAUACGACUCACCAAGUAAACCAGAAAACUGCUACGGCCCCCCUCUUACACGGCAAGAGGAUCAGAACUCCCACAACAAUUCACCGGUCAAAACCGACAAAUCCCUAGAGGAUGUGUUGGGUAGCCUCAACAUCACCUCCACAAUCACCCCACAGAUGAUCACCCUAGGUCUCUCACAGGAGUUGAUGGACGAGGUGUGGCGUCAGCAGACUGUGUUCAGGUUGCUACAGCUGAUAGAGCUCCCCCUGCUGGAGAGUCUGUUGGAGGGCGAGGAGCGACCCAGGCCCCCUCUACAUGGCAUGGACAGCGACCCAGACCUGCUCUACACAUCCAGCUUCCUGGACAGAGAGGUCCUCAAGGCCUUCAGCGAAGCGCAGGCUGACGAGUGGUUCUCCACUGCGGUGGACUGCCUGGAGUUCCUGCCGGAUGAGCUGGUGGUGGAGGUGAGCCGGGGGCUGCCCCGCUGCGGUGACGACCAGGACCAGUGUAAGAGGCUGCUGUACAGGAUCCUGGCCCAGCACUACAGAGAAACACAGAAUCCUCCGCUCCUCAGCAACCACGUUUUUGACAUCCACUCCGGCAUCUCAGAACUGCUGGUGAAUGGGAAGAGAGAGCAGGCUUUGGAGGCCCUACAGCUGUGUUUGAAACUACAGGACUCUCGCAGUAAAGAGGAGCUGCGCAGAUUGCUGCGAUUCAUGUCUAUCGCUGCCAAACCACAGGAGGUCAAACUGCACCAAGAGAUAGAGAACAGGAUGGCAGUGAAGAGAUCUUUCGCAAGUGCCAUUGUCUACAGUGCGAGAUUGGCCAAGGGCAAGGUUGAUCUACUGGUGCUGUUUAUGGUGGAAAACCACUGUGACGUCUUCAAGAUUCCAGUGUCGUUGCACAAGCUGGUUAGUGACCGACUGACCAACAUUGUGAAGGGGACAGACCCAGAAGUCCUGACAGACUCAACGUAUUGCCACAGAGUUAGUGGGAAAGCAUACUUGGAGAACAAACAGCAGACUACCAAAGAGGAGCUAUGGUCUCUACUGAAAACAAUCCACGAAAACCCCAAACUGUCCAACAAAGAAAAGAGAAGGUUGCUAGGACAGUUCUACAAGGGGCAUCCUGACAUUUUUGUCCAGUACUUUGGAAGCAGAUUUGGAAGUGAUGAUAUGUUGUGCUAACUAUGGUAUAACCUAUGUAUUAUGUGGAGAAACAGACAGGCAGUUUAAGCUGAUGUACAUUUUGUAAAUGCGCUGUGAAUAUUAAUAUUAUUUACUUUGACCAUGUGAUGAAAAAAAUUACAAUUGUGAACGCUUGAAUAAAACGAGCGGAAGUUCA
Molecule: messenger RNA, 1948 nt
Organism: Esox lucius (northern pike)
Lineage: Eukaryota; Metazoa; Chordata; Actinopteri; Esociformes; Esocidae
Gene: depdc7a
Product: DEP domain containing 7, paralog a
Exons: 10
Coding region: 229-1791 (520 amino acids)
Biological process (GO): intracellular signal transduction
Source: RefSeq, a predicted model, not a curated record